Molecule: messenger RNA, 3458 nt
Organism: Tigriopus californicus
Lineage: Eukaryota; Metazoa; Arthropoda; Copepoda; Harpacticoida; Harpacticidae
Product: transient receptor potential cation channel subfamily A member 1-like
Exons: 2
Coding region: 219-3359 (1046 amino acids)
Biological process (GO): monoatomic ion transport; transmembrane transport
Cellular component (GO): membrane
Molecular function (GO): protein binding; monoatomic ion channel activity
Source: RefSeq, a predicted model, not a curated record
CGCCGUGCCUUCUCGUUAAAGUUCCAACAAAGUGAGUGGGCCACUGCGUCUGCCAGCACUUCCACAGACUCUGUCUCUUCAGAGGAAUCAGGCAGUGUUUUGUUACCAGAGAAAGUAGCGGUGGCGUCAUUUAGAGAAGACGCGUCUUUGGCCAACAAAUACUGCAAGUGGUGAGUGAACUCCCUAAUUCGUCCGGAUAUGUUCUGAAUUUCAUACCCAUGGCUUACAAGAACAACAAUUUCAAGGGCAAAGGCCCUAAGGGUGCUUUGGUGGACUAUUGUCGCACGACCAGUUGCUUUGGAGAUCUGAAGGUCAAUGCCCUGGCUUGCUUGAACACCCAAGAUGAAAACCAAUUUCGAAAUAUCUUGGCAGAGGAGUGUCCAAUGGAUGAUGGUAAUGGAGAAUGGGCUAAAGGUCUAUUCCCUUUACCAGAGGACCAUUGGAUUAAUCAGCCCUAUGGGGAAGAACAAAGUUUCAAAACCUUACUUCAUUUGGCCAUUGAAAGGUCAGAAUUCCGAUUCAUUGAGGCACUAUUGUCCGCGGGUGCCAGAGCUGAUCAACAUAACGAGCUCUUGGGCCUAUCGCCCAUCCAUGUUGCUAUUGGAACGGGAAAUCUAGGCCUUGUUAAGACUUUAGUCGGCUAUAUGGACAAGAAACCUCGAAUUAAUAGAGCCAAGCUCAUGGCCUACAAUCGUGCGGGUCAAACGGCAUUGCACCUUGCUGCAUCCGGAGGCAGAAACGACAUUCUCACCUACCUUGUCGAACACCCUGAUGUGACCAAUGUGGACCCCAGAGAUCUAACAGGUGGGCAAACUCCUUUGUAUUUGGCCGCCAAGAAUGGACAUGCCAAGAGUGCUGAACUAUUGAUCGCUCAUGGAGCGCAACUAUCCCUCAAGAUCUGCGGCAAAACGGUGGAAGAUGUUAUAAAAGAAAAGAUGCCCUAUUUCGAUCCUCUUCGCGUCGACGUGAUUAGAAAGCCAUGCAUUCCCAUGGAUAUUGGCGAUCAUUUGAACACAAUCCUGGACCAAGCCCAAAUGAACCUGAUGAAGAAGCUCAGCAACUCCUGCAGCGUUCUGGAAUUUAUGAUCUUUAUCCAACAACUUAACCCUGAAGAAUUGAAUCAAGUCAAUGCAUGUGGAAUGACCUUAUUUCAGAAGGCCUGCGAUUACGGAUUGCAUGAACAUGUCCAAGCUAUGUUGGAUCAUGGUAUGAACCCGAAAGAAGUGUGUCCGGAAUGCUCAACAGCUCCUGUGCUAUUAGCAGCGGCCAAUGGUUGUCAUGAAGUUAUCCAGGUUCUGAAAGGCCAUAAAGUGGAAGGUAAAUCCGACGUGACGACCAAUUUCUCUGUGUUAGAAACUACUUCCGGGGAAUCCGUUUUAACUUGGGUUCUGAAGAAACCCAAACAGUUGAUUGGGACCACUUUUAGUUACGAGAAGUGUUUCAACAUCUUAAUGGAAGACGGCGGUCCAAAUUUCAACGCUGAAAUCACACGGAUUAUCAAUCAUAAAGACUCCUUGCAGAACACGCCUUUACAUUAUGGUGCUCAGCUUUGGAACCAGAAUGUGGUUCGGCAGUUACUUGAAAGAGGUGCCAACGUGGGAAUCCGAAAUAUCUGGGAGGAGACGCCCAUUGCUCUGAUUAUGCCCGAGACCAUGGAGUCCUUCUUAGACGAUUACUGCCUCCGAUCCAAGAAUGAGGUGACUCAUGACGACUUCUCCAUCGAGUUCAACUAUUCGUUUUUGGCUCCACCAGUGGAUGAUCCGCGCUUUGACGAGAAUGAUCUUGAGGGCCAGAAGAUGGUGGAGAAUGCUGCUUUGCCGGAAACUGAAUCACUUUGGUACAUGAGUCAGUCCAAACAUCACCGACAUCUCCUGAACCACCCGGUCGUCACGAGCUUCUUGUGGUUGAAGUGGCAACGGAUCCGGGGAUACUUUAACCGCAAUCUUCGAUUUUACCUCAUGUUUGUGGCUUGUCUGUCUUGGUACAUCUUCGAGAGGUUUGGAGGCAUAUCUUCCAGAUCCUCAAUCACAGAGGAGAAUGAUUCAUUUUGUGCCGAGCUCUCAUUGCGUCGGGACGACGGCCAUGGGUUAUGGUACGCUUUAUUUGCCUUUCAUGCCUGCAUUCAAGUGGCUUUGAUCCUCGGGGAUUGGCGGUAUGAUUGCAUUCAUUGUGAUCUCCGAACCAGUAUUCAGAUGUGUUUUACCGGUUGGUUGGAGGCUCUCACAGCUGCUUUGAUUUGUGGACUUCUCUACUUCAAAACCCACCUUCUCUGGACGAGUUUGACCAUUCUCAUGGCUUUACUAAUCCUUCGCGAGGUCCUGCAAAUGAGCGCUUCCUUGAAAAGGUACCUGGUCUCACCUGAAAACUGGUUGGAAAUGGUCAUGAUUGGAUUGGUGGCUUUCAUCCUUUGGGUUCCAGACGCUUUACUCGCGAAUCCCUGCGAGAUUAAACGCCAUCUCUCGGCCAUAGCGAUCAUUCUCUCUUGGGCAGAGUUAAUCACAUUAGUGGGUCGUCAUCCUCGCCUAGGCCGAUACAACAUUUACGUGACCAUGUUCUACAAAGUGCUGAAGACCUUUUUUAGGUUUCUCAUAUGGUACUCCUUUUUCAUACUUGCUUUUGGUCUUGGGUUUUACAUCAUGCUCCACAAGGAUAUCCCUGGCCAUGAUUUAUCGAAGGAUGAGUACCAGUUCUUCAAUUACCCAUGGUUGGCACUGGUCAAGACCUCAACGAUGUUUGUGGGCGAAAUCGAGUUCUCUGAUAUUCCUAUCGAUCUGGAGGGGAACAUGACUCAUAUUGGAUAUCUGUUUCUCUUGGCCUUCAUCUUUUUGAUUGUGGUAGUGCUCAUGAAUCUCCUCAAUGGUUUGGCGGUCAGUGACACCGGUAUCAUUCGAGAGAAGGCCCAAAUUGUGUCGGCCAUUUCCCGGGUGGAAACCAUCUCGUACAUUGAAUCUCUAAUGCUUGGAGAUCCUUUUGAUUUCUUAUCGAAUUGGCCACCAUUUUCUUUUGUCAAAGCCAUCCCAAGCUUGGCUAUUUGUCGGUGCUUGUAUCGAAAUCAGGCCAUUCGCGAUGUUUCUCAUAAGAUCACUGGAGCCACAGGAAUUCUUUUGUUCUACUCAAUGCUCCCCACAAAAACGAUGAUGAUCUAUCCCAAUAAGAGGUCUAACACGUGUUUCUCGCUCAUGAAAGACAUGUCUAAGGAGGUCAUAUCCGACGCCAAGACCAUCAUCGUUCGACGAGAAGAAUCAAAACGAUGGGAUAAGGAACGAUUCUCGAUGGAAACUCAAAUUCGGGAAUUGCGCGAGAAGAUGGACAAUGUUGAGGAAAAACUGGGCAAAAUUAUUGAUAUACUGGCACGAUGAUUGAAAUGCGCUUGCUUGAAUUACUCGAUAAACGUGUGAAUAAUUGCAUUAUCUGAUAACUAUUUGGAUUUAAACAAAUCAGAAUUUUUUCCCACCUGA